Molecule: messenger RNA, 591 nt
Organism: Entrophospora sp. SA101
Lineage: Eukaryota; Fungi; Glomeromycota; Glomeromycetes; Entrophosporales; Entrophosporaceae
Source: the annotation of a GenBank genome assembly
AUGUCUAGAUUCCCCAAUACUAGGAUUGAAACUAAUAACUUGAACAAUAAUCGAAAUGAAGAAGUAAAGAAAAGAAAUCUUAAAGAUAAUUUUUCAUUUAACAAUGACAUUUUAAAAUUAACAAGUGCUGAUUCCAGUAAACCUCAAAGAUUACACAAUUUUCAGGAAGGGUCUGUUGAAAAUAAUUUACCAGUAUACACUACAACUACAACCAACAAUACCAAUUUAGAUUUUUUAAUAGAGGCGAGUAUAACUGUUGAAAAUAAUAAUAAUGUUGAUAAUAGUUGUUGUUGUUCAAAGAAUGAGUCAGGUUUAGAAUACUGGAAUAGACAGAGAGAGUUAUGGACUCGUGAAAAUUCAGAUGGUUCAGGGCCUUUCAGUAAUAAAAAUAAUCCAGCUUUGGUUAAUUUUACGCCAAAAAAUUACAAUAAAAUAUAUGAUUCAUUGAUUUAUGGAAAGAAAAAAUUGUCAAAACCUAUUCCUUUGCCAUAUGUGAUCAAAGUAUUAGUUAGCGGAUGGAAAAGAGAUGGAAUUUGGCCUAGUGACCAGCCAUCACCAACUUCAAGCACAAACACCCAAGUGCCACUUUAG